UGUUAUCUCUGGCAUUGCUGGGUCACCAGGACAUUUAGCAGUAACAUGAAAAACCCCUGAGGAAAUGCUACAUAACUGCUCCAGACCUAAUGGCAAAACAAUAGGAUCUGCAAGAAUUGCUUCCAAUAGCCUGCUCCAGGUGUCAGCACCUCCUAGCACACUAACCUCACAAACAUCUAGCUGUGGCCAGUUCCUCUUCUGCUGCCCCAGAUAAGGUUAAAUGAUCAUCAACAGCUCAUACAAGAGGAUUCAACACCCCUCCAGUCCCCAGUACAAAUGCCUGUUCCCUGAAUCCCAGUGUGGGUCCAGGAGAGAGUGGCCCGCACUCUAGAACAAGGCCCAGCAGCAGCUCCGCGCUUGCCAUCCCUAGGGUGGCUCGGCCUCCAGGUGGAGCGUGCCAGAGAGAGGAGGAGCUUUUGCAAUCCAGCCCCACUGCUGCAUUUACUGGGGGCCGUGGGAAAGCAUGGAGGCUGCAAGCAGAUUGCUCUGCAGAGUCUCACUGCUCCUUCUGUGGCUCCAGCUUGGGCUAAGGCAGACUCGAGUGGUGCAGGCGGCUCCCCCAGGCUUUAUAGAGAGCAGCUGCCCUUCCAGGAUCUUUUGGGUGAAACUGGACAAACGCUUCCUGCAGGGAAAGUUCUUCAGUCUGGAGCUUGUGGACCCCUCUGGUGGCACAGUCCUGCUUGAUGAGAAAUUGGCUGCUCGCUGUGGUUAUGUCCUGUCAGAAGAUGUGUGGGGCAAUACUAUCUUCCGGGCUUCUGUGCUUGGCUGUCAUGUGGCAAAUCAGGCAGAUGAAUUGUUUUCUCUUACUAUAAACAUAAAGGUGUCCUCAUCUCCAGACAUGAGGCGAGCUGCAACCUACACCUACCCUAUGUACUGUACAUAUACUCCUUGGGCUCCAAGAGAAAUUGUAUGUGAAGAAAACUAUAUGGAGGUGUCGGUGAAGAGUGAUGUUCCUGUAAUUUCAGACGAUGACACUGCAACAUGGAUGUCAGCUCUGCCAGAGGUUCAAAAAGUUGAAUACCAGGUAUGGCAACUGAUCUUUCUUUCUCCUUCAGGGAGAAAGAAAAUAAUGGUAAGCGACGCAGCCAAACUGGGUUACAGCUUCAAUAAUACACUGGCUCGAGUGUUCCUCCGUGCUCCAUAUUCCACCAAUGAAUCUAAACUUGCAGUGGUUAAUGGUGUGAGUAUGAACAUAGUCAGUUCCACUUCCAUGUACAAGCAGAGGUGGAUGCUUCUGUUGAUUGACACAACUGUUGCAUGUCCUAUCGAUGGCACCAGCUUCACUGAUACUGCUAUAACUUGGACUGUGCCAAGCAUUAUCCCUACACUAGUGCCUCAAGAACCCACCUUCGCGUCCAAAAACAUUUCAGUGGGAGUUGAUGGCCAAAGAAUAAUGCACCCUGAACAGAAUUAUAUUCUGGAACACAACAAGACACACAUUCGAAUGACUAUCCCCAUUGGAGCAGCUGGGGGCAGAUUAAAGAGCACUGUAGCCAAUGGAGUCCAUGGCAUAAUCUAUAGUAUCAGCUUAUUCUUGGAGCACACUUGGACAGAUGUAGAUUGGCAUAUGACUAAGUACACAGUGAUCAAGCCCAUCACUACACCUUUCAUGCCUCGAAUACCAACAGUCAUCAACAAUACUCUUCCAGAGAAGAGAAUAUUUGAUGUUGCAUUUGGAUCUUUUCUUCCUGACGUCUCUCUGGUGACAAUCACAAUAGGAAAUGUGCCACUUUCCCCAAGAGAUGCAGAACAUCAUGGGUACAAAGUUUAUGAAAUUACUUUCCCCAAUGGAACAAAGGGAUUUAACUUAGAAGUGCCUUUUGAUGAUCCUACUGUUCUGAAGGAGUACGUGAAUAGAAAUGAAACAAAAUAUACCCUCCAUGUUAACUAUACUCUAGAUGUGGGUCCUGAAAUGAAACCAUAUAAUCAUCCAGCAGAAGUAGAAUGUGUGGUUGCUGAUAUUGAACUACCAGAAGCAGUUGGUUACUGUGAUAAAGAGAACCUGUAUCUAGCAGUUCCCGUUUCAGCUCUGUAUCAGUACUGGAACCUGUACAUCGGUAACAAACUUCUGAAUCAGCAAACUGUGCUCUCAAAUAGGCAUCUCCUGACUACCAAUUCUACCCAUCUGGUGUUGCAAGUACCUCUGUUUACUAUGGGGAUUAUCUAUGAGGAAGUGUCCUUUCAGAGACUCAAAACUAGGUUUGAUCUUGCACUCAGGAAAGCAAAUACUCUGGAGACCAUAAAAACAUUCUCUGUGAGCUGCAAUUUUAAUUCUUCAGAAUUUAUAGUGUGCUACCCUAAUGGAACUGUAACAGUAUCUGCCCCAAUGAAGACUAUUCCUUCCAUUGAUAUGGGCAAAACAAAACUGAAAGACAGCACCUGCAAGCCCAAAGAAUUUAAUGAGGAACAAGCCUUCUUCCAGUUCCAUGUCUCCACUUGUGGCACUUCACUAAAGUUUGAAGGUGAUCACAUUAUUUAUGAAAAUGAAAUAUCUUAUGAGAAAGAGAUUCUCCCAGCAUGGGGACCACCUAAAAUCACAAGAGAUCCAGAUUAUAGAUUGACAGUCUUGUGCUAUUACCCAACAAAAGAGAGACUGAUACAUACUGCUAUGGUUAGAAAUCUACCUACAAAUGGAUCCCCUCGUUUUGGCUAUGGUACAAUGAUGGUGAGAUCAAGUGUUGCAGAACACAGAAGGACCAGACAAGUUCUGAAUAUAAUCGCAAGGGUAUCCAAAGAUGAAUCUUUUAUGGAACUUUAUGAACCAAAUUUGACAAUAGUUCAAUCUUCCUUGGAGCCCAUGUUUUUUGAGGUAGAGCUAAAAGAUGAGGAACCCGAUGUUGAAUUACACUUGAAUAACUGCUGGAUGACUUGGUCUGCAGACUUCGAAAGCACCUCACAAUGGAACAUUACUGUGGAUGGCUGUGGGAACGAAAACAACAAAUGUGUUACAGAGUUCUAUCCAGUAUCUGUUAGUAGGAGAGUGAAACAUCCCACUCACUUUAAAAGAUUGGCAGUAAGGAUGCUGAUACCUCUGCUGGGACAGGUGCACUUGCACUGCACAGUCACAAUCUGCUCUCCUCCUAAAGUAUCAUCUGGCAACAUUGGGACCUGUGGAGGCUGGUGUGAUCCUACCAGGAAGAGGAUGGAUCAGCACUCUGAACCAUAUUCUGGUCUCCAUGGUUAUGUAUUGGCUGGGCCAGUAUGGAUUGUUCAUCCUGAACCAACUGAGGAGAAAAACAUACAGGACUAAAUUAGAUGCUGACACAUAAACUUGCUGUCUAAUGGACUCCUCCUGUGUCUGAUCAUAGCUGCUUUAUUAUUAUUUCAUAAAUUGAUUUUCAUGAAGGGUAAAGUGCAAAUCUGAAACAUCAGCUAAAAAUAUUGCUUCAAUACACACAAGCUAUUGUAAAUAAAUAAUUACACAGAACAUGUGCCUAACAGGAUCCCUACGUUUAUGGUUUGUUCCCUGUAAAAUUUAACGGGCUGUGCUCUCUUCUCUCAGUACAAACUCUCAGCCUGGAUACUGAUGCAUCUAGUGCUAGCACAGGCUUAAUAUAAACUAGAUACUCAAAGGAAGGGGUCUCCCUUGCCUGUACCUGUCAGUGUACAAUAACAGCAACUGUGCAAAAGGGAGAAUGGAUUCCUAUCCUCACUAAAACACCAACUCAUCCACUGUCAAGUUCUCUAGUGUACGUACGUACGCGCA
This is a messenger RNA of Mauremys reevesii (Reeves's turtle), 3706 nucleotides long. RefSeq names its product zona pellucida sperm-binding protein 2-like. Lineage: Eukaryota; Metazoa; Chordata; Testudines; Geoemydidae. The record is from RefSeq and is a predicted model, not a curated record. Bases 464 to 3250 code for a protein of 928 amino acids. The transcript has 23 exons.